AUGGACGAAAUUCACAAAAGUAACUCAGGUAAUAAUUCUCAAAAUUUGAAAAAAAGAAAAGUUGAUACUUUACCUUUGGUUUCUUCCAAUGAAUCUGAUAUAUCUGAUGAAGAAAAUUCGAUAAACAAAAUCAAACAAGUUGAAAGAUGUAAAGUAAAUGUACUUGGUAAAAAUGGAUAUGAACGAUGUGGAAAAGAGGUAAAUCUCAAUACUGCAAAGUCAACAGAUACUGACAAUAAUUCAGUAAUGAUCGACUUUGAAUCAAGUACAACUGCAUUUGAUGAUGAUAUUAUUUAUGAGGAUGCAGAUGAGGAAAUAGAUCAGAUAAACAAUGGAACUCGACAAAUUCGAAUUAAUACACCCCAAAAUU
Molecule: messenger RNA, 370 nt
Organism: Racocetra persica
Lineage: Eukaryota; Fungi; Glomeromycota; Glomeromycetes; Diversisporales; Gigasporaceae
Source: the annotation of a GenBank genome assembly